Molecule: messenger RNA, 414 nt
Organism: Caenorhabditis elegans
Lineage: Eukaryota; Metazoa; Nematoda; Chromadorea; Rhabditida; Rhabditidae
Gene: T10C6.16
Product: FBA_2 domain-containing protein
Exons: 2
Coding region: 1-414 (137 amino acids)
Source: RefSeq, marked reviewed
AUGGACGUGAGUCUCACUGAGAGACUCACUCGGCUCACGCUGAUGUACACCAAGCUCACCGCGCUGGACGUGAACAUGCUCAUCAAACACUGGCAGAACGAGAACUGUCAUUACUUGCAAACCAUCGAGAUUUGUGCCAAUCAGAACCUCGACUCGAACCACCUUAAAAUGGGCUUACAUGUACUGCCAAGAGAUCCGACAAGGGGAGAUAGAUGCUACAUAAUGGACCACUACAAAAACCCCUAUCUUCUGAAACUUGAGAAAGGUUACGACGUGGAAAGAAUCGGACGACGCGCCACAAUUUUGCAUUCGGAUCAUAAGUUUUUGUUUGCUGUGUGGACUUUUCACCAAAAUGGCGACAUCCCUGACUACCCUCGCCAAUCUGAGCAUACUUUUGACGAACAUCUUUUUUAA